GUUUCUUUGUUUCCUCUCACGACUCACUCUUGAAUCAACCCACAUUCUUUUUUUCGUGCGAGAUUACUAUCAAACCUCUAUUACAUUCAUUCUAUACAUUCAUUCUUUGCUGUUUCUUGCACAGUCACACUCAUUUUUUCACUUUAGCUGUAUUCUGUAUCUUAUUCUUUUGCCAGUGGCAUAUUCCAUUCAUUUACCAUUCUUUACAUCGAUCGAAUCACUAUGUACAGCAAACUUACCACCGCUGCCCUUCUUGUGGGCGCUUUUCGCUUUACCAGCGCCGAAUCUUGUACCUACGGAAAAUAUAGCUGCCAAGGUCUCAGCCCAGCACGAUGUGUGUACACUUCCGGAGUUGCAGGAACCGACGGAAAAUACGAGACUGGCUGGGUCAACUUGGACACCUGCAAAGAAGGUUGUUCAGUUAUAGGUGGAGUAGCCCAAUGUGGAGCUGCAAGCGAUAGCGCUGCAACCACGUUGGUAAAAGUACCAACUCAAGUCGCUGGUACGACUGUUGUUGCUGCUUCUCCUACCAAGGGUGCUGUUUUUGCACAAACGGGUGUGGCUUCUAAGCCUACGACACUUUCUAAGGUCGUCAAAACUUCUACUACUGCUCCUGUCAAUGUACCAACUUCUCCUGCUACUCCCUCUAACUCUAAGAGUAUUCUAUCUUCGGCUUCAGGAAAGCCAAUUGAUGCUACAUUCUACUAUGAUGUGGUUAGUUUCUGCUUUUGUUUCCCUUUGGAGCUCUUUCAAAAAGAAUCUAUCAACCGCAUCCUCAAAUUCACAUACUGACACUCAAUCAUAGCACGGAGGUGGAACUUGCGGAGCAGUCAACGGAAUAUCAGCCUAUGCCGAAGUUGGAGGCUAUACCUACUGCGAACCCAGCGACGCGUCUCAAGCAAAGACUCUUGCUCAACGUGGAACCAACAACAUCGUGGCCAUGCCCCAGAACCUCAUCACUGGCAAUGCCUCAAAAUACUGUGGCAAGAAAGUCGUAGUCACUUGGGAAGGAAAGAAACGCACUGACUUGGAACUCUUCAUCUGGGAUUCUUGUGCAUCAUGCACCGGAGAUGAAGGACUCGAUUUCAGUAGCACUAUCUUUGCACAGUUGGCUGGAGAAAAGAACUGUGCCCAGGGAAGAAUUGAGAAUAAGAUGACUUGGGAGAUUGUUGACGAGACUGUCCUACAGUGGAAGCAAUAGAGGAGAAGUGUUUUCAUGGGUGUUUGUGUUGUUUGAGAUGGAAAACGAGAGAGAUAGCGGUUUGUAACAUUAUUUUCAGUUGUAUAAAUUUGAAUCCGA
Messenger RNA from Hymenoscyphus albidus, 1300 nucleotides. Lineage: Eukaryota; Fungi; Ascomycota; Leotiomycetes; Helotiales; Helotiaceae. The record is from the annotation of a GenBank genome assembly.